This is a messenger RNA of Fusarium keratoplasticum, 1365 nucleotides long. Its product is annotated as AAA domain-containing protein. The record is from RefSeq and is a predicted model, not a curated record. Gene Ontology annotation, molecular function: ATP hydrolysis activity; ATP binding. The transcript is spliced from 2 exons. The coding region runs from base 1 to 1365 and encodes 454 amino acids. Lineage: Eukaryota; Fungi; Ascomycota; Sordariomycetes; Hypocreales; Nectriaceae. Gene Ontology annotation, cellular component: mitochondrial outer membrane.
AUGGGCAACUUGGACGACAUUCCCCUAAUGCCACUAUCGGAGGCAUUUUACACUCUCCCUAAACUCAAACCAACAGCCAAAGUGAUUCAGUUCUCAUCUGGAGAUGAGAUAGAACUCUGCUUCGAAACCGAGGUUGACGGGUUGUUCGAUGACGACGCACCUUCGACCGAGCCGUGCCGAAUUAUUUGGGCACCGUCUAGCCUACUCGAGGAGGAGGACUCGAUAGAAGAUAUCCUGCACUUGAUCGAUGAAAAAGCCUUUGACGAAGAGUUUGACCAUAGCCUUGAGAGCGCAGACUUGUGCCUAGACUCUUCACAGGAUGCAUCGAAGGGGGUUGCAGCCAGGGUCGACAAGAUUCGUGAGGGAUGCAACGAGUUUGAGAAGCAACUAUUGAACGCUGUUGUGCUACCUGACGAUAUCGACGUCUCAUUUGACGACGUUCACGUCGACCCUGCAGCCGUCACCUCACUCCGGGCCUUGACAGCCUUGGCAACCGCCGCGCCGCUCGCAUUCACUUACGGCCUACUCGCUAAAGAAAAGAUUCUUGGUGUUCUUCUCCAUGGCCCUCCUGGCAUGGGCAAGACGAUGCUCGCCAAAGCUGUCGCAAAGGAAGCCCACGUCAGCUUUCUGCCUGUCUCUGGCGCCGACUUUCUCUCAAAAUGGGUAGGCGAGGAUGAGAAACUCGUCCGCGCCAUCUUUUCCAUCGCUCGCAAACUUGACCCUUGCGUCAUCUUCAUUGAUGAGGCCGACUCCGUCUUUCGUCAGCGUACAGAGGACGAUAGCUCCUGGAAGAGAGACCUCGUAUCGCAAUUCCUCUUAGAGUGGGACGGAGUCAAGGGCGGCGCCAAAGGGGGCUUUGUCAUGGCAGCCACCAACAGAAUGUCAGACAUUGACCCAGCCGUGCUACGUCGUCUGCCGAGACGUAUCUUCGUCGGUGUUCCCACGGCCGCUCAACGUGAGGGUAUCCUCAGGAUACACCUGAGAGAUGAGAGUCUUGGCCCUGAUGUGACUGUAGAAGAGUUGGCCAAGUUGACGGACUCAUACUCAGGCUCAGAUCUAAAGAGUCUUUGUGUUUCAGCAGCCAUGGCGGCUGUUUACGAGUCAAUCUACGGCAACACUAGCUUGAGCGGCAAGAUAAAGGCGGGUAGAAGGACAAGGAGGAAACAGAUGGAGCGAAAGCUAUGCAUGCGUCACUUUGAACAGGCUAUGGGCGAGAUUGUGGCCACUUCUCAGGGUGGUUCAGCAAAUGCUGCGUCUCCGCUGAAGAAGAGUGUGGGACAACAGGAUCCCGGUAUCGAUGCGCCUUCACUUGCCAAGUUUAAAAAGUUUGGGAAUAUGUAUGCCGGAAAUGGGAAUGAUAAUUAG